GUAUAAUAAGUGACACCAAAAAAUCUAGGUCAGCCCUAAAAGUUUCAUUUAUUGAUAUUCAGUGAAACCCAAGCAUAAAAUACAGUGUAAAAAUCGUAAUUUUUGGUUCAUUCCUUGUGCGUCUUAAAGAGCAAACUGAGUAAACAAAAGGUCUGAAACAUUCUGAUACGUUUUUCUAUGUUUCCCCAAAGACACACUUAGAAACCUCAGAAAAUAAACAUGUGGUCCAGUGCCAUAAGAGGCCGUCUUGUUGGACUUUUGUUUUGUUCAUUGACUUAAAUGAGGCCAGAAGGGGCUUAUCUCUCUUUAAUAACAAAUAUAUAAAAGGCACAGACAGAUGUGUGGAAUAUGAAGAUGGAACGUCCAAGAAAAUAAUUUCAGUCGACUCAGAUAACCGUCUCUUAUGUCUAUUGUUAUGUCUGUCGCAACCGAACAAUUCAUUUUAAAAAACACGAUAAAUCUUGACUUUGUAAACAGUCAACGAUCUCACUGCAAGUGUUCUUCUUAUCAUAAAACGUGCCUCAAAUCGCAUCAAUCCCGGAAAAAUCUGAUUCUGAUAAGCCGAAUUUUAUAGAUAAUAAUCAAAUAACAGAAGUUAUAAAGUACAAUGUCUUUAGAAUGGAACCGGUGAGAGACGAAAUCCCUGAGAAAAAAUCACCCAUAACUUACUACUAUGAAGCGUUUGAAUUGGACACGUACUUUACUCAAAAUAAAAUAAAAAUACCUGAAGUGGAAAAGUCUGGAUUCUCUUUUCGCAAAUUAUGGGCUUUCACAGGACCUGGAUUCUUAAUGUCAAUUGCUUAUCUAGAUCCUGGCAAUAUAGAAAGUGAUUUGCAGUCGGGCUCUGUUGGAAGGUAUCGUCUACUAUGGGUUUUGUUCUUAGCCACGAUAUUAGGAUACUUAUUGCAGUCGCUUGCAUCAAAACUCGGAGUUGUCACCGGGUUGCAUUUGGCUGAAAUGUGUUACAGACAAUAUAGAAAAUUUCCGCGACUGGUUCUUUGGAUAAUGGUUGAAAUUGCUGUUAUUGGUUCAGAUAUGCAAGAAGUUAUAGGCACCUCGAUAGCUAUAUACUUACUGUCAAACAAACUCAUACCAUUGUGGGCGGGUUGUUUGAUAACAAUAGCCGACACCUUCACAUUUUUAUUCUUGGACAGAUACGGUUUGCGAAAAUUGGAAUUGUUCUUUGGUGUCCUCAUUUCCAUCAUGGGCAUAACUUUCGGCUACGAAUACGUAGUAUCCAAACCUCCACAAGAAGAAGUGGUGAAGGGGUUGUUCAUCCCAUGGUGUGACGGAUGCGAUUCGAACGUUCUCCUUCAAGCCGUUGGUGUGAUAGGAGCCGUUCUCAUGCCCCACAAUCUCUACCUACAUUCAGCUUUAGUCAAAUCUAGAGAAGUAGAUCGCAAACUUCCAGAAAAAAUAAAAGAGGCCCGGAUGUACUACUUCAUAGAAAACGGCAUCGCCUUGGUCUGCAGCUUCGUCAUAAACAUCUUUGUAGUGUCGGUUUUCGCUUUCGGUCUCUUUAACAAAACCAACAAUGAUAUACUGAACGGGUGCCCUAAAAAUGAAUCUCUGGUCUACGACAGAGCGGUGGAAGUUUUUGAAGCCAACGAUGAAUUAGUGGAUGCGGAUAUAUACAGAGGGGGAGUGUACUUAGGGUGUGCGUAUGGGCCCGCAGCUAUGUACAUAUGGGCAAUAGGGAUUUUAUCAGCAGGACAGAGCUCGACCAUGACAGGAACGUACUCUGGACAAUUUGCUAUGGAAGGGUUUCUGGAUUUGCAAUGGGCCAGAUGGAAAAGAGUGUUAUUCACUAGAAGCAUAGCCAUGGUACCGACUUUCUUCACCGCCUUCUUCAGCUCUCUAAAUGAACUGACGGCCAUGAAUGAUUUUCUUAACGCUGUUAUGAGUCUUCAGCUGCCUUUCGCUAUUAUUCCGAUGGUGGCGUUUACCAGCAAUCCCAAAAUAAUGGGUGAAUUUGUAAAUAACAUGGCUAUGAAGAUUAUUUUCAUUCUUCUCAGUUUUGUGAUUAUUGGUAUUAAUAUAUUCUUCGUUACGGGAACCAUCAUGGAAUUAGACAUGGACAGUAACAUAUUUAUUGCGAUAGGAAUUCUGGCUGCAGCUUACUUUGCAUUCGUAUUGUAUCUUGCACUGCAUUUGUAUAUUUCCUUAGGCAACAAAAAAAUUGAAACUCAUCCUUGGAUUCAAAAAUAUGUGAUAUAUGCUGAAAUGAAUACUCCGAAGAGAAAGAACAAUACUGGUAAAAAAGAUAUUGAAGCUUGAUUAU
Zophobas morio is the source of this 2281-nucleotide messenger RNA. RefSeq names its product protein Malvolio-like. Gene Ontology annotation, cellular component: apical plasma membrane. Gene Ontology annotation, molecular function: manganese ion transmembrane transporter activity; iron ion transmembrane transporter activity; cadmium ion transmembrane transporter activity. Bases 619 to 2277 code for a protein of 552 amino acids. Gene Ontology annotation, biological process: metal ion transport; manganese ion homeostasis; response to manganese ion. NCBI's taxonomy places the organism in Eukaryota, Metazoa, Arthropoda, Insecta, Coleoptera, Tenebrionidae. The record is from RefSeq and is a predicted model, not a curated record. The transcript has 8 exons.